GUGACCUCCCGCUGUUGUCUUCCAGAGUCCAGCUCCUAGGUACAGGCAUUAGUAAUCGUUCGCCUGCAGCGCUUUAAAAAGGAUGCAGUCGGUGAUCCAUUACUUCUGUCUGAAACGUUGAGCGAGAAUGGAAUGGCAGCGGCGGCGGUGGCCGGGCAGAGCGCUCUGGUGUGUGUGAGGGGGAGCGCUCUGGUGUGUGUGAGGGGGAGCGCUCUGGUGUGUGUGAGGGGGAGCGCUGCUGACACAUAGGAGGAGGAGGACACUUCAUAAGGACUCUGCCGCCUUCUUGUCACCCGCCGUCAUCUUCCCCGGCACCUGUAGACACUAUGCGGAGGCAGACAUGUCUAUUGGAGUAGGCUUGUCGAGUCUCGCUGUCUUCUUGCUGUGGUUACCGUCCGCUUCGUGCGCUCCAUCCUGCUCCAGCUAUGGCUGUGCCCCGGGGCCACCUGUGGUGCUGGUACCAGGUGACUUGGGAAACCAACUGGAAGCGAAGCUGGAUAAACCAUCAGUUGUGCACUACAUGUGCUCUAAGAAGACGGACUAUUACUUCACUCUUUGGCUGAAUCUGGAGCUUUUACUGCCCCUAGUAAUUGACUGCUGGAUAGACAAUAUAAGGUUAGUUUAUAACACAACCACAAAGACUACUGCUUCUCCUGAGGGAGUGGAUGUGCGGGUCCCAGGCUUUGGCCAGACAUACCCUUUGGAAUUUCUGGAUCCUAGCAAAAGGAGUGUGGGUACAUAUUUCUACACUCUUGUUCAGAGUAUGGUUGACUGGGGGUACACACGUGAUGUAAAUGUAAGAGGAGCACCUUAUGACUGGCGCAGAGCUCCGAAUGAGAACACAGAAUACUUUGAAGCCCUACAGAAGCUCAUAGAAACUAUGUAUGAGGACUAUAAGAGCCCAGUAGUGCUCAUUGCUCACAGUAUGGGCAAUCUGUACACCCUUUAUUUCCUCAACCACCAGAAGCAGGCCUGGAAGGACAAGUAUAUCCACUCUUUUGUGGCUCUUGGUGCUCCUUGGGGAGGAGUGGCCAAAACUAUGAGAGUUCUUGCUUCAGGAGACAAUAACAGAAUUCCAGUGAUCAGCACCUUGCGGAUACGUGACCAGCAACGCUCGGCUGUUUCCACUAGUUGGCUACUACCCUAUAAUAACACGUGGUCAGCUGAUAAGGUUUUUGUAACUACACCCAGCACUAACUACACACUGAAGGACUACCAAAUUUUUUUUAGAGACAUUGGCUUUAAGGAGGGUUGGAUCAUGAGGAAAGAAACUGAAAAUCUUAUAUCCUCACUUACUCCACCUGGCGUUACAGUACAUUGCCUAUAUGGAACUGAGGUUGACACUCCUGAAUCAUUUCAUUAUGAUUCUUUCCCAGACAAGGACCCAACCAUUAUUUAUGGGCCUGGAGAUGGAACAGUGAACAUAGAAAGUGCCUUAAAAUGUCGUAAGUGGGUUGGUCUUCAGAAACAGACAGUAUCUCUGGUAGAUCUGCCAGGUAAUGAACACAUUGCCAUGUUGUCAAAUGUUACCACUAUAUCCUACAUCAAGAAGGUCCUUCUAGGUGUAUAGCUUGCAACUAUGAUGUUAGUAUUAGUUGCCUUCUGUGCACUCUUAUUUCUGUAGUUGUUAAGCAUAUGAUUUGCUACACAAGAGCAGAUAAACUUUGCUGUUAAAAUGUCAGACAUGGCGAGAGAGAGUUUGUGCUGUACUAGACCUUUCUUCUUUGAGAGACCUGUAGGCUGUUUACUUCUAGAGAUCGUGCAUUGCUGGAAGACCGUUUAAAGCAAAACUGUCUUUAGUGUUAACUGCACUAACCUGUUAAGUGUGUGGAGCUUGUGACACUGUUGUCCCGAUUUCCGGAGCUGACUUGGGGCACGGGCAGAGAUUUCACCGCUGCGGUUUCCCCAGGUCUGCUUGCAGCGGGGACCAACAGCAAUGACAUCAAAGCUCCACUCAUGCCCCAAGCCCACUCCGGAACAGAAGAUAGUGGGACAAUGGGGCCAUGGAACUGGAUCAGGUAAGUAUGGUUGUCAUCAGUGUCACCUGCACUUCGCACCUGUACCAACAGGAUAGUGUGUGUAACACUGAUACGUUUUCCUUUUUAGGAGGUUAAUACAAUUACACAUUCUUUAAACAUUGUGUAUUACUCAGGCUUUAUUUGUACUUUAUCCAGUUCUGCAACUGUAAAAACCCACUUUCUUGUAAAAAUAUUUGAACAAAAUGUCACACUUCAAUUAUUGAAUUACUAAAAUUUUUUGAUGUGUUUGAGAAUACGUACAUUGUACACCAUUACAUUUUAAAAAAUGAUGUAAUUAAACAUAAAAAAAAAAAAAUUAUAUAGUGCUUGCAUAGUCUUUAGACUGAUCUCUCAAAUAGGAUUCUGAUCACAGUGCACAGAUAGCAUACAGCACAGAUGUUUACUUGUAUAGGAACAAAUGAAGUGUUUAAAGAAAUGUUGGAUCUCUGACAUUGUACCUCAAUUAUAUUAUUGUUUAAAUAUGUAAACUGAGACUAUAUCUAAUAUUUGGGAUUAUUUCACAUGGAUGGUAUUCUGCCCUCUAUAUUGUACUGUGUUGUACUUUUUGCCUUAAUGUUUUAAGGAUGCUCAAGCACACAUACCAGAUAUGCCAUUCUCCAUUUGGUGCAGAUUGUGGUAAAAUGGUGAAGGUGUAUUCAGCAGUGUCUGCUUUCAGAAGAAAUCGGAUCAUAUGUCAAGCUGAAACUGCCAAAUUUAUAUAUACACGUGUGAUAUGUUUUCCUACUUAGUCUGUGAAAUUUUUUGUCUUUAACUUUUAAAUGUUUGCCUUUUGUGCCUCUAUUGUAAUAAAUAUGUUUAAAGUAAUUUAUAUAUAUUUUUUGGUUACUACAAAUUACAGAAUCAAUUAAAUAUAGGUGGUCCAUUUGAGUGCACUGGU
Molecule: messenger RNA, 2916 nt
Organism: Hyla sarda
Lineage: Eukaryota; Metazoa; Chordata; Amphibia; Anura; Hylidae
Gene: PLA2G15
Product: phospholipase A2 group XV
Exons: 6
Coding region: 341-1570 (409 amino acids)
Biological process (GO): ceramide metabolic process; phosphatidylcholine metabolic process
Cellular component (GO): lysosome
Source: RefSeq, a predicted model, not a curated record